Molecule: messenger RNA, 1395 nt
Organism: Meira miltonrushii
Lineage: Eukaryota; Fungi; Basidiomycota; Exobasidiomycetes; Exobasidiales; Brachybasidiaceae
Product: TAP42-domain-containing protein
Exons: 2
Coding region: 1-1395 (464 amino acids)
Biological process (GO): regulation of signal transduction; regulation of dephosphorylation
Cellular component (GO): cytosol
Molecular function (GO): protein phosphatase 2A binding
Source: RefSeq, a predicted model, not a curated record
AUGGAGACGAAUUGCUUGAAUGAUCUGCUGUCUGCAAUCUUUGCUCAGGCAUCUGGAAUCUCGCACGCAGCAAUUCCAUCUACAUCAGCUUCAGAUCAUGCCAGUGCUCUCUUAUCAUUGAUUCGACAAGCAAGAUCACGCAUUGAUGCACUCUCUCUUAUUUCUUCAAAUGAUUCGAUUGAUGACCUGCCAACUUCGUCAUUGCGUGCUGUCUUGCUAGGAAGCGUAUAUGCUAACAUUCUCAGCACAAGCCGUACCAAACCGGGGGACUUUACUGCAAGAAAAGAUAUACUAAAGCAAUGCAAAGAUGCAUAUCGUUCUUUCCUGUCUCAGCUGGUCUCUCUAGGCAUACUAGAUCGCUCUUCAUCAAGCGAGUAUGUUCGUUCGCUUUUCUCACAGGCAGAAAUGGUCGUCAGGUCAGACAAGUCUCCCGUUCCAGAAGCAGCUGCGGCACGCAGAGCUGCAAGGAUAGCAGCAAUGAAGCUAGAACGAGCUCUGGUGAAUGCAUUGGAUACCUACCGAAACGCCGCUCGGGCUAAGUCUUCAGCAUCAGGUGCACUUCGGUCAACCAAUACCGGACUCGAAACGAGCAAGUCAUCAUCAGUCGCCUCUGCAGUUCCUGACACAGCUUUCGAUCUCUUGAUCCUUCCAAAAAGAAGCGGAGAUGACGAGGAUGGAGACGAAGAGAAAGAGGAGAAGAACGAUGCAUUUGUUGGAGGAUCACAGCAGGAUGAGAAUGGAGUAAAAACACCAACAAGCUUGCGUUCAUACUUGAUCAUGUUGUGCCAUCUUCAUGCUCUACAGUCAUUCUCAGCUUUGGAUUCGACAUUCACGGAAUUGACUCUACUCCAGUCAAUGCCAGCAGAUGCCGAAAGAGAGUCACAAGCCCGUGCAAAUCAGGAAAGACAAGAAGUGGAACGCAGAAGACAAGAAGGAGGUGAUAGUGACUGGCGCUUAGAUCAGCGAUGGGGCUCUUCCAACGAUGGUCCAUUGAUGGACAAGAAAGGUAAACCCUUAAGACCAUUCACUAUCUUGCCGGGCGAAGGUAACUCCAAUCGUGGCGCAGGCAGUCUAGGUACAGCUCAAAGUCAGCUUGACGAGCGAAGAAGACUUCAGUCUCAGGUCUUCCAGCAUAGUCAUCGCUUGCCAACAAUGACCAUCGAUGAAUAUCUUGAAGAAGAGGAAAGACGUGGAAACAUCAUCCAAGGAGGAGGACAGGCGUCUGCUGAUAAACCAACGACAAAAGAAACAUUGGCUCUACGAUCCGAAGGGUAUGGCGUCGGAACACGAGAGGCCGAAGAAGCAGAGGAAGAACAACGUCAAAAAGCAAACGAUUGGGACGAUUUCGCAGAAGCGAAUCCAAAAGGAGUUGGUAAUACAAUGAACAGAGGUUGA